AUGGGCCACCUGGAGCCCCAGUCAUGUUGGAACCACAGAGAGAAGGUGCCCAGGAGUGAGUCCACGGGGGGAAUGGAGGAGCUGGGGAGGGAGAAGAAGGACAUCUGUGCCAGAGACUGGGCUUCCGGGAAGCAUAGCUCCUUCACCUUGGCCAUGGACAAGCUCAGGGAGAGUAAGCGCCGGUUGAAGCCACCCCUUUCACCCCUCAAAUGUGCAGACUCUCCGACUUGGAGAACAGAUGUCCCUCUGCCUGCCCCAGGGACCUGGAGUCCCAGGCACCCCGUCCCAAAGGCCCAGGAGGAGGAGGAGGAUAGCUAUGAGCUGCCUCCCUGUGAGGCUCUGCCUGUGAAUCUAGCCCCUGCCCGCCUUCCUGGCACUGUGGAGGAAUCUUUGUACCUGGAUCAUUCUGGCCUCCUGGGCCCGUCCAAGUCUCCGCCGCCACAGCAGCUCCAGCCCCAGCCCGCGAUGCGGAUGGCAGCCCUGAGCCUGCGGGAGGCCAUGAAGCAGGGCCAGUCCUCCAGGAGGCGAGAGCUGAGCGCACCAGCCCGAGUGGGGCCAGGCUCUGCGAAGCAAUGUGAAGAGGACAUCUACCUGGAGUGUGAGCCCAGUUCAGUCCCUGCCUGGCCUCAGACUCCCAGCUCCCAAGUCCUGAUGCCCCCAGCCCCUCUGCCAAGGACAUUAUCGGCAGUGCGCAGGCCCUCCAUGGCCCCCGAGGAAGCUCUGGGUGGAGCAGCGAACGCCGCCUCCAAAGCCCAGCUCUGUAAUCUGCUCCCAGCAGGAAGGCGUGCCUCUCUUUCCUCUGCAGCCCCCACCGGAAGAACCUCGGCUGCGGAGGACGGCAGCCUGCUGGGUCAGCCGUGGUUCUCAGAAAACUGUGACCGUCACACUGUCGAGAGCGCCCUGCUCCGAUGCCAAAAGGAUGGGGCCUACACCGUGCGCCCCAGCUCGGGGUCUCGUGGCUCCCAGCCCCUCACCCUGGCAGUGCUGCUCCACGGCCGGGUCUUCAACAUUCCCAUCCGGCGGCUGGAUGGUGGGCGCCACUAUGCCCUGGGCCGGGAGGGCAGGAACCACGAGGAGCGCUUCUCCUCCGUGGCUGCCAUGGUCCAGCACUACAUGCAGCACCCCCUGCCCCUCGUGGACAGACACAGCGGCAGCUGCCAACUCACCUGUCUGCUCUUCCCCACCAAGCCCUGACACCCAGCAGACGCCCACACCCACCUCUGGCCCCAUCAGUUGCUCCUUGCCCCAUCCAUCUGUCCACCUGGGUUGUCUCCCUCUCUCCACCCCUC
Molecule: messenger RNA, 1289 nt
Organism: Myotis brandtii (Brandt's bat)
Lineage: Eukaryota; Metazoa; Chordata; Mammalia; Chiroptera; Vespertilionidae
Gene: SH2D6
Product: SH2 domain containing 6
Exons: 17
Coding region: 1-1194 (397 amino acids)
Biological process (GO): intracellular signal transduction; cell surface receptor protein tyrosine kinase signaling pathway
Cellular component (GO): cytoplasm
Source: RefSeq, a predicted model, not a curated record